GGUAGUCAUCCGUGGAGCGCGACCUUGAAGAGAAACAUUACAGAGAUGGGGAAAUGGUGUGAAAUUAAAACAGCAGUCAGAGGUGGCAUAGAGGAGGAAGAUUAAUAGUCAUGGUGUCUAGUUUUAAAAUGGAGUCCACUCACCUCCUGGGCAACUCGAAGAAGAGGGUAAAGAUCCACCCACAAACAGUCACAGCCAAAUAUGCCACACGCACCCCUUACUCCCCUCAGCCUGGAGUACACACGCACUUCCCCCAGCCCGGAGACGAAGGCUAUGAUGAGGCUCCGUCUUUUGAGGACUUUGGUUCUUUCCUGGAGGAGACGUCUGACAAAAAACAGUUGACGGAAAGCAAGAAGUGGCCUCUGACGCUGUUCGGCUCCACAGAUAAAGAUAAGGAGAUGCCCAGCAAACCUCAGGCCGCAGGGGGAGGAGAUGGAAGUGACGUGGGAGUCCGAGCUGCAAAGGGGUCUGGAAGAGGCGUAGGGGAGCAACUGGCCAGUUUCGGGGAGGCGUCUGUGUCUGCGUCUCGGCUCACCUGGGUGGGACUCCUCUGCGCCGCCGUCGUUCACGGCUGUUUGAUCAUUCUAACCCGUUUGGCCUCUGAACACUUCGGCCUCUGCCCCUUGUUUCUGCUCUUGGUUCGCUCCAUCAUCCAGCUCCUCUCUGUGGGUGUACCUCUACAGAGGGGUGAGAACCCUUUUGGCCCAGAGGGUUUUCGUCUACGUCUGCUGUGUUACGGAAUAGCCUACUCCCUCUCCCUCUGCUGUACCUACUCUUCCUUAACCUUCAUCACACCAGGAAUUACUACAACAACCUGGCGCCUGGUGACUACCGCGCUGUCAGCUACUCUGGCCUUCCUGCUCCUGGAGGAAAAGCUGGGAUUGGCUGACGGAAUCACCAUAGCUGCAGGUCUGUGCGGUUUGGGGCUUGUUUUGCUUCCCACAGCAGAUGAGAACGAGUCCAAUUCACCAACUGACCCAGUGGUGUUCUGGAGGGGUGCAUUUGGCUGGUCUCUUUCUGCGCUGGCGGGGUUGUGGAUGGCUCUGGCACUGGUCACCUAUCGGUCCCUGAAGGAGCGGGUGGGACUCGGCACCGCCCUCUUUACCAUAAGCUGGACUGGAUGUGUGCUGGCCUCAGGUUCCUUUGCCCUGCUCCAGGAGGCCUGGUCCUGGCCUGUGAGUGUCUCAGCUUGGGGUGUGGUCCUGGGGCUUGUUGCCUGCUCGGUAGCAGCUUUUCUUGGGAUGACACAUGCCCUCACUCGACUUCACCCAGCUCUGGUCUCCGCGUCUCAAAGCUUGGAGAUACCCGUUGCCAUGGUGCUGCACCUGGCCAUGCUGCCACUUGUGCCCACGGCCCCUGAGGUUGUCGGGAACAUAAUGGUGGUUCUGAGCGUCGGUUGGCUGGUGGCACUGAAGCUGCUCCCCUCUCGUGGUGGUGGGAGGCACCAGAGGGAGGAAUAUGAAGAGAUUUUGGACUCCCCCAUUAAAUAGGAACUUUUCCUCAUCACACUUACUGUAUGUCUCUCAAUCUGCACACCCUUGCUUUGUUACAUGUACAUAAAAGACUGCUCAGUGUCUAUCGAAGAAUGAUCUAUUUUGUAUUGUUAGCUUUUUUGGAAAGUGCCAACAUUGUGUUGUCUGUUAUAGUGACUACGUGAUGUGAAAUUAAACACUCUGAUUAACAC
Thalassophryne amazonica is the source of this 1684-nucleotide messenger RNA. It is a transcript of the gene slc35g2a, whose product is annotated as solute carrier family 35 member G2a. The transcript is spliced from 3 exons. The record is from RefSeq and is a predicted model, not a curated record. Bases 111 to 1490 code for a protein of 459 amino acids. Lineage: Eukaryota; Metazoa; Chordata; Actinopteri; Batrachoidiformes; Batrachoididae.